AUUUAAUAAUGUUGUUUAGCGUUCACUGUAGGUUUGGAAAAAAAAAAUAUUCAACCCGACCGGAAGUUGGGCGGUACAGGAAGCAAAUGGUGGCGGGAAUAAAUAGUUUUGCAAACGUGCGUUUUAAACCGUACGUUUCGUACGAGUGAUACUAGUUUGUCUGGGAAUUAUAUUUCGUAACAAAGUCGUGAGCGCAUACCGUCAAUAGCUGGAACAGCCCAGGCAUGAGUGGUGCACACCUGGACGAAUGGCAGAGGAGGUCCUUUGACAUUUCAUCUGGCAAUUGUACACCUGAACAGACGGCCGAUGCCUACCGGGCCCACAUCCUCUCCAUUCAGUAUGCAUGGGCAAGUUCCCACCUCUCAGAGGCCGCCACAGGCAACCUGCUCAGGACCUACUCAGAGCGUUAUGCUGCAGUGCUGGACUCGGAUGACCCUCGCACGGGGCUUAACAACUAUGCAGAGAGCGCGCUUCAUCUGGCCCGCAACCAGAAGAACCACAGCGACAAAUGGGAAUCGUCCCUCACCGUGGAACGUGUGCUUGACUUGCCCUGCGUGCAGAAUAUGAUUCAAGCAAGGGCAGGGGGAGAAGGCUCCCUCGUGGCACCAGCAGAUGUUAGCAUAUCUGUUGGACAAGAGAGCAGCAGCAUCAGCUCCUUGUCUGCUUCCACUGCUGCUGGCAAGUCAGAAGGCAUGGCCUUCAAAACUAAUUGGCCACCACAAGCCAAAGUAGAGGUUGAUAACACAGCCACUCUUUCUGUAGAUAGACCUAAAACGUCUGAAGGAAUGUUAGAUAAUAUCUACUCAUCUUCCAGUUCAAACACGAGAGUCCAGCCGGUGUUUAGUCAUUCUUCGUCAGGGCCCCCUCAGAGCAACGCGCGGCCUGCUGGGAGCAACUCCCAAUCCAGUUUAUUUUCUACCUCCAAUCCAUCAAAACGGAAGAAUUUUUACAAUGAUGCAAGUGAAGGCAGGGGGACACAAGCAGGGGCUGACUUAAGACCUCCAUGUAACUUCAAAUCGGCCCGUGAGCAACUCAUUGUGGACCAACACAAGAAACAUUCCAAUCAGCCCCAAAGAGGAGCAACGUCUGCCGCUGUAGCACCUGUGAAAAAAUCCCUGGGAGCCAACAGGCCUCGAGGGGCUUUUUCUAAAUUUGUGUCUCCUAUGCCGCGGCACGGCGAAGAGGAGGGUGCUUCAAGACCUAACUCUAAUCAGCAGCCUCAGAUUCUGGAUGAACGACUGAAAAACUUUGAGCCAAAGAUAGUGGAAUUGAUCAUGAGUGAGAUCAUGGACCACGGCCCUCCUGUGUUGUGGGAGGACAUAGCAGGCCUGGAGUUUGCUAAGACCACCAUUAAGGAGAUUGUUGUUUGGCCAAUGUUGAGACCUGACAUCUUUACAGGCCUUCGGGGUCCACCUAAGGGAAUACUCCUGUUUGGACCCCCGGGGACCGGGAAGACGUUGAUAGGCAAAUGCAUCGCCUGCCAGUCAGGAGCGACGUUCUUCAGCAUCAGCGCGUCAUCGCUCACAUCCAAAUGGGUGGGUGAAGGUGAAAAAAUGGUGCGGGCCUUGUUUGCCAUCGCCCGCUGUCACCAGCCCGCUGUCAUUUUCAUCGACGAAAUCGACUCGCUGUUGUCCCAGCGCACUGACGGGGAGCACGAUUCGUCACGCAGAAUCAAGACGGAGUUUCUGGUUCAGCUGGAUGGCGCCACCACGGCAGCAGAAGACCGCAUCCUGGUGGUGGGGGCCACCAACCGACCUCAGGAAAUAGACGAGGCUGCCCGUCGUCGCCUGGCCAAGAGGUUGUACAUCCCCCUGCCCGAGGGCCCCGCCCGGCAGCAGAUAGUCACCAACCUCAUGUCUCGAGAGAAGAACCAGCUGAUAGCGGAAGAACUGGAACGCAUCGUCACCAACACAGACGGCUUCUCCGGGGCAGACAUGACGCAACUGUGCCGAGAGGCGGCCUUGGGACCCAUUCGCAGCAUUCAGCUCGACGACAUCGCCACCAUCACGGCGGAUCAGGUACGGCCAAUCCUCUACAGUGACUUCCAAGACGCUCUGAAGACCGUGCGACCCAGCGUCUCAUCCAAGGACCUGGAGCUGUAUGAGGAGUGGAAUAAGACAUUUGGAAGUGGUCGAUGAUGGCCUUAGCUAAAAAAUAAAUAAAUACACCAUUCAUUAAA
Syngnathus typhle (broad-nosed pipefish) is the source of this 2179-nucleotide messenger RNA. RefSeq names its product fidgetin-like 1 (gene fignl1). The transcript is spliced from 2 exons. Bases 225 to 2138 code for a protein of 637 amino acids. NCBI's taxonomy places the organism in Eukaryota, Metazoa, Chordata, Actinopteri, Syngnathiformes, Syngnathidae. Gene Ontology annotation, molecular function: microtubule severing ATPase activity; ATP hydrolysis activity; ATP binding. The record is from RefSeq and is a predicted model, not a curated record.